Molecule: messenger RNA, 831 nt
Organism: Kluyveromyces marxianus DMKU3-1042
Lineage: Eukaryota; Fungi; Ascomycota; Saccharomycetes; Saccharomycetales; Saccharomycetaceae
Gene: POP4
Product: RNase P/RNase MRP complex subunit
Exons: 1
Coding region: 1-831 (276 amino acids)
Biological process (GO): tRNA 5'-leader removal; rRNA processing
Cellular component (GO): ribonuclease P complex; ribonuclease MRP complex
Molecular function (GO): ribonuclease P RNA binding
Source: RefSeq, a predicted model, not a curated record
AUGGAUCGCGUUCAACCUUUCAUAGAGGAGUGCUUAUUCACAAAAUGCUUUGAUAACCCUAACAAACCAAUUGAUGAGAAUCGGUUAACACAAACCCUCUUCUUAAUGCCAACCGAUGGUGGGGUUGCAACAAAACUUAGAAAGAAAAACAAGCUUCAGUUGAUUCCAUCUACAAGCGGGGGAGGGGCUCCAGAAUUUAAGCAGGAUAACUACAGAAGUGUAAACAAGAAUUCAAGGGUUAUAUUGAAGGAGUAUUUCAAUAAAUGUAAUCAUGCUUCAAGGAAAGCUAAAAACAUUGCCCACUCCUUGAAAAUUACGAAUAGGGAUCAGAUCUCAAAGAUACUACAAGAAAAGCACUCUGAUAUAUGGAGCAAUUUACCGCAAUAUGACACAUUUCAAGCGAUGUUUGAAGAUAUAUGGUGUCCUUACAUUAGAGAAUUGUUAAAUAUUCCUCAGAAUCAUAAGGUCGGUAACGCUCUAAAUAUCAACGCUCAACAAACACUAUUGAAACUUUCAAUGGCAGAUUAUAAUGGCUGUAAAAUAAGAGUUUCCAAGUCUAAAAACCAUUGUCUUAUUGGCAUAGAAGGUAUUGUUAUAUGGGAUGCCCAAAAAUCAUUCAUUAUAGUAACAAAAGGCAAAAUAACUGAUGAGCUAAAAAGUAUACCGAAAAAGGGUACAACAUUUGAAUUCGAAAUACCUGUAAAUGAAGAAGAGGCAUUAUCAUAUACUAUAUUAGGAGACAGAUUCAAAUAUAGGAGUGUUGAUAGAGCAGGAAGAAAGUUCAAAAGUCGUCGUUGCGAUGAUUUAUUAUUUUACGUUAACGGUAAAUAA